UGAUGCUCGACUUUCCAGAGGCCAACAGGCGCACCAUGGCAGACUAUUCGCAAUACCAAGGACCGAAUCCCGAGUGGGAGGAAUUCGUUCGAGUGACUGAGAUCCCUCCCGUAGGGCUGGCGCCGGGAGAGACUCCGGCAGAUUUGAGAAGGUCAAGAAACGCUCUGCGGGAGACAGCAUCCAAGAUAGAGCUCGAGGCAUCAGGCCUCUUGGAGAAAGUGAGCUGGCAAGACGCCGCCAUUCCAACGCGGGACAAUUCCACCGUGCCAGCCCGCAUAUACCGACCCAAAGGGGUCGAUCUGUCCACGACAGGGCCCCUGCCGGUCUAUCUCUUCUUCCACGGCGGCGGCUACCUCUUUGGAAGCCUCGACACCGAGGACGCAAACUGCGCCCGCGUCGUCGCGAUGUCCCCGACUCCCGUCAUCGUCGUCCACGUCAAUUACCGCCACACCCCGGACUUCCGGUACCCAACCCAGCACGACGACGCCUGGGACGCAUUUCUGUGGCUCGGCGAGAAUAUCGCUUCCCUCGGCGGUGAUCGCGGAAAGGUGAUUGUGGGCGGGAUCUCUGCAGGAGGCGGCCUCACAGCCGCUGUCGUGCUCCAAGCACAGGACCGCUCUGAUUCGGCCGCCCACCUGCGAAUCGUCGGCCAACUGCUCCUCAUUCCGUGGAUACUUCACCCCAAGGCAUAUCCGUUCCAUCUGUUGGCGUCCAAAGAGCGGUCCAGCUUUCUGCAGAACGCGGACGCGCCCAUCCUCCCGCACACCCAGAUCGACAUGUUCUUAGACGUCUUUGACGGCCCCGACACGGACCCGACGGACAUCCUCCUUAACCCGCCGCUAGCUCCGGACGAGAAGAUCAAAGGCAUGCCCAAGUCUGUCGUUGUGGCGGCAGGGAUGGACCCUUUACGAGAUGAAGCUCUCCUGUACGCUGACAAGCUGAAGAAGAACGGGGUCCCGACUCAAGUAUACGUCUUUCCUGGCCUGCCGCAUGGCUUCAGACGCUUCGACACCCUGAAGGCUAGCGCGCGAUGGGAUGAAGUGAUUGUCGAGGGAAUUCAGUGGUGCUUAUCAGACAACGUGGAGAACUCAACCAAGGUCGAAUUAUGA
Molecule: messenger RNA, 1109 nt
Organism: Cladophialophora immunda
Lineage: Eukaryota; Fungi; Ascomycota; Eurotiomycetes; Chaetothyriales; Herpotrichiellaceae
Exons: 4
Molecular function (GO): hydrolase activity
Source: RefSeq, a predicted model, not a curated record